Messenger RNA from Zea mays, 2036 nucleotides. RefSeq lists its product as uncharacterized. The record is from RefSeq and is marked validated. The transcript has 7 exons. Gene Ontology annotation, biological process: carbohydrate metabolic process. Gene Ontology annotation, molecular function: hydrolase activity, hydrolyzing O-glycosyl compounds. The coding region runs from base 132 to 1904 and encodes 590 amino acids. Lineage: Eukaryota; Viridiplantae; Streptophyta; Magnoliopsida; Poales; Poaceae.
CAGCAGGUCAGCAGCCAAUUGGAAGUCACUGUCUUCCUCUGAAUAUUCUGAGACCCUCCUCUCAACACUUUGUCGAGUUAACAAAGUCACCUCAUCCAAUCUUGCAUCCCCAUCUCUGUCUUUGCUCCUCCAUGGCCAUGGCCAUGGCCCGACCUUGUGCUUUCCUUCUCUUCUUCCUAGUUCUUUUCUCCUACGACGGAUCCGGUCCUGGGAGCAGCAGGAGGACUAGGAGGAGUGGCGUCGCGCAGGCCACGCAGAGAGUCUUCCUGUAUCCACAGGCUCCCAAGGUCUCCUCCAUCGUGAGCAGCAAGUACAGGACCGCGUACCACUUCCAGCCUCCCAAGAACUGGAUCAACGAUCCAAAUGGACCAAUGUACUACAAUGGUAUCUACCACCAGUUCUACCAGUACAACCCAAACGGCUCGCUCUGGGGCAACAUAGUCUGGGCGCACUCGGUCUCCACAGAUCUCGUGAACUGGAUCCGGCUCGCGCCGGCGAUAGAGCGGACGACUCCGAGCGACAUCAAUGGCUGCUGGACAGGUUCAGCCACCAUCCUAAAGAGCGGCCGGCCUGCCAUCAUAUACACCGGCGCCGACACCGAGAAGCGUCAGGUCCAGAACGUGGCGUUCCCCAAGAACCUGUCCGAUCCGUACCUGCGGGAGUGGGUGAAGCCACACGACAACCCGGUGAUCCAGCCGGUCGGACGAGGGCUGAACCCAGGCCAGUUCAGAGACCCGACGACCGGCUGGAUCGGCCCGGACGGGCUGUGGAGGAUAGCCGUCGGGGCCGAGGUCGACGGCCACAGCGCGGCGCUUCUGUACGAGAGCGAGGACUUCGUGCGCUGGGACAGAGUGGACCACCCGCUCUACUCCUCCAACGCCUCCGCCAUGUGGGAGUGCCCGGACUUCUUCGCGGCGAUGCCGGGCGAGAACUCCGGGCUGGACAUGUCGGCUGCGGUCCCGGAUGGCGCCAAGCACGUCCUCAAGAUGAGCCUUGACGGCUCUGACAAGUACAUGGUCGGCGUCUAUGAUCUGAAAGGUGACGCCUUUGUGCCGGAUACCGUGAUCGAGGACCGGAGGCUGUGGUCAAGGAUUGACUACGGCAACUACUACGCUUCCAAGUCGUUCUUCGACUCGAAGAAAGGGAGGAGGGUCAUAUGGGGCUGGACGAAUGAGACGGACAGUUCGUCAGACGACGUCGCCAAAGGAUGGGCUGGAAUCCAUGCAAUUCCCAGGACUAUAUGGUUGGAUAAAGACAGCAAGCAGCUGCUGCAAUGGCCGGUCGAAGAGAUCGAGUCGCUCCGAGGAAAACAAGUCAGACACCAAGGCCUGGAGCUCAGGAAGGGGGAUCUGUUUGAGAUUAAGGAAAUUGACACUCUGCAGGCAGAUGUGGAGAUAGAUUUCGAGCUCACAUCCAUAGGCAGUGCCGACCCUUUUGACCCUUCCUGGCUCUUGGACAUCGAGAAGCAGUGCCGGGAAGCGGGCGCGUCGGCUCAUGGCCCGUUCGGGCUCGUGGUUCUUGCUUCUGAGAGCAUGGAAGAGCACACCUCCGUGCACUUCAGAGUGUACUACAGAUCACAGGAGAAGCACAUGGUUCUUAUGUGCGCCGAUCUGAGGAAAUCGUCCUUGAGACCGGAGCUGUACACGCCAGCCUACGGAGGCUUCUUUGAGCUGGACCUGGAGAAGGAAAAGACGGUGGUAUCUCUGAGAACUUUGAUCGAUCGCUCUGCGGUGGAGAGCUUCGGUGGAGGCGGCAGGGUGUGCAUCAUGGCCAGGGUCUAUCCGGCGGCGCUCGUCGACGACGGCGGCACUCGCAUGUACGCGUUCAACAAUGGCACUAGCACCGUCAGAGUGCCCCGGCUAGAAGCGUGGAGCAUGAGGAGGGCACAGGUUAACAAGGGAUGAGGAGGAACACAAGGCCAUUUGAUAGCUAGAGGAGAGGAACAGAGCAUGGGCACAUGAAUUAAACACACACUGCUGGUUUAAUUUGCUGGAAUUAAUCAAUCAAUCAAUCAACAAACACACGAAGAUUAAAUC